This is a messenger RNA of Fusarium odoratissimum NRRL 54006, 1547 nucleotides long. RefSeq lists its product as uncharacterized. The record is from RefSeq and is a predicted model, not a curated record. The transcript has a single exon. NCBI's taxonomy places the organism in Eukaryota, Fungi, Ascomycota, Sordariomycetes, Hypocreales, Nectriaceae. Bases 666 to 1172 code for a protein of 168 amino acids.
CCCGUGAUUUAUGAGCAUCCCCUCCAUCUCUCUGACUUGACAUCUCCAUCAUCCAUCCUCUCAACCUUAGAAACCCCUCUCAUAGUUUUCCUUGUUGCUCCUUUUCUUGUUUCUUCCUCUUCCAGAAGCAAUAGUUCUUCCUACAUUCCAGCCAUCCGGCGAUCCUCUAGCUGCCGUCGGCAGUGCUUCCAUUUAUGCGUUGCACGACUCGCGCACUUGCAUCAUCCUGCCACUACCGCCGUUGACGUCCAACGCCAGAGGUUUGGGGCCACACAAUCAUAGCUAUUCUAUCUGUUCCUGCAUUUGUCAGUAUCGGAAUUCAGAAUUCCCUGUCGUCUGCCACGGAAGAAUACUUCUUACGACCUCGAGGUCUCCAGAGGCGGCAUCACCAAGAUCACCAGCACCACAUGGUUGAGGACUAUGCCUAAUUUAGAUACGCCCGGCUUUUCAAAAUAUCCAUUUAUUCAAGGCAUAUCCUGAAAAUACCAGUUGGCAUAUCAUCCCUUCACAGGCCCACACAGGCUGUUGGAUCUCCUCAGUCAACCGACGCCUUGGCCUAUAUGUCAGAGGCCCUCCACUGAUCCAUAUCAUUUAUCAAAUUUCCAACUUGACCGUUGAAAGCCACUUAGCUUGGUGGUUCUCCCGAGCUUCAUAUACAUCAAAUCAUGUCAUCUUCUACCAGAUCAACCACAGAGACACUUGUCAGUCCCAGGUCAUCAGCUUUCAUACCACGCCACCCACAAUCUGAAUAUGACCCAUCUCUCAGUGGAAACGAUAGAUCAAGAAUUUCCAUGUCAUCAACAGACACGAGAAAGUCCAAGAAGGAAAAGUCACGAUGGUUCACUCAAGUCAAGGAUUGGUUAUCAGUGGCUGAACCAUCAGCGCAAGCCAUGAGGGACCAGAAGAAGAACACAUACAGACGGCACAAUAUCGACAUGAAGGAUCCUCAAGCGGCAGUCAAGCUGCAUUUGCCUAUUGGCAAAAUACCCGACAACGCCAUCACUUCGACACGAGGACCCAGCCCCGAGAAGGCACUCGAGCGUGCACGGCAGCAACGAGAAGAGGCGCAGUCAUAUUCAGGGCUCAGCCAAGCGUCCCAUUCGGUGUCGAGUAGUAUCAGUACAGUCCCCAGUGCCAAGGAAUACAAUCCUGUUGCUCCCUGGGACACUUGAGGUCAGAAGCAAUAUUUGUGAUGGAGUAAUGUGUAACGAUGUAUGAAAUAAGGGGGUAAGGAUCUUUACGCUGUUUGAUUUCCUCCGUCGUAGAUGCUGGAAGUUCAUAUGGAAUGGGGUCAAAAACGAGAGAUGCAGAGAUACCCUGUCACGAUUGCGGGAAGAUGGAUAAUAUAUAGCGCGCUCAUUGUCUCGUUUCAUUUUGGUACUUAGGAUACAAAUUUAAUAAUAAUUUCGAGAGUAUGAAUUUGAUAUCAUUAUUACUCUUAAGUUGAAUUAGAAGAACUGUACCAAGAAGUGAUACUUUAAGCCACCUUGAUAUGGAAACGUGGUGGAAAUAGAGCACGGGUAGAGUAAUAAGCACCUACGCAUCCA